Messenger RNA from Penicillium diatomitis, 405 nucleotides. RefSeq lists its product as uncharacterized. Lineage: Eukaryota; Fungi; Ascomycota; Eurotiomycetes; Eurotiales; Aspergillaceae. The record is from RefSeq and is a predicted model, not a curated record. The coding region runs from base 1 to 405 and encodes 134 amino acids. The transcript is spliced from 2 exons.
AUGGCGAAUGACCGGGUCCCCAUAAAUUACCAAACGCCCUCAUUCCCGUCCCUCUACGACCCCCUCCAGCAAAACACAGCGUACUAUCUCUACCACACGAACGAUAUCUGGCGUUUCACACUCUACUGGACCUUUAUUUUUUAUGGAGCAACGCACUUGCUGGUCGCGGCGUAUACGGUCUUGACUCAUUUCCGGCACUGGAGUAUCAUCUGGCUGGUCCCGAUUGUCUACGCGAUUAUUGCGGCGGUGGAAGCACUGUUGGCGGGGAGUAUCAUCGGACUCGUUCUCGGUGCCGUGUACGAGGCGGGCAAUUUUCGGAUGUCGACAUUCUUGCCCAUGAUUUGGGGCGGCGUCAACGUGAUGGUUUUAAUUGUGACAAGCUUCCCUAUGCAGGGUGGUCUCUGA